UCACGCUUCUUCUUUCCCCAGAAAUGUGUCUUUGUCUUCAGGCAGCGAGAGCUACAGCGAGCGACAGAGUGGAGGAGCAGCAGGAGGUUGGCUAUGAAGCUGUUUCCUGCUUAUCCAACUCUUUGGACCAGUUUGCUGGUUUUGUGGGUGUCACAAGGUGUGGCUGAGGACAACAGCUUAAAUGUCUGUGAGGAGGAUAUAGAACUUGGCCUGGUCCGAGUGCAGGAUUCUACUGAGAUGGAUGAUCAUGUAGAGAGGACUGAUGUAGAAGAAAAAUUUAUCUGCCUCCUUUACCCAACCAAUAUACUCAACUGCUCCUGGUCGUUUGACACAUCAGAGAAGGACUUUCAGCUUUCAGUUCAUAUGAGUUUUUGUGAUGGAAACGCAGUUCCCUCUCGAAACAUUUCGUCCGUGGAAAGAGUUGGAUCACUGUCUUUGGAUCUCAGUGAGCAUGAGAUGCCUCAAUUUGUAAUCCUCCACCUAAACAUGUCCCAGCACAACGAGUGGAAAACUUACACCGACAAGUACGACAUGGCGCUGCUAGAGGUUCUGUCUCCACCCCAGAACAUCUCUGCUUCAAUCAAAAAUGGAGCUCUCAACAUAACAUGGGAUGUGCCUCACAGCCGAUCAGACUACAGUCCGAGAUGUUUUACAUAUGAGCUGGACAUGGGUGACCAGGAAAAACCAAAAACCUUCACCGCCAAGCGGUUCUAUAUAGAGCCAAGUGUAGAUCCCAGCCGCACCUACAAAGUGAGAAUGAGGACGGUACUGGCGAACACAUGCCAUGGAUCUCCUGAAUGGAGUGACUGGAGUCAAACUGUCACGGUGGAACAGUCAGCAUACAAACUCAACCCUGUGGUGAUCAUCUCCAUUUCCCUCGGAUUACCCAUGAUCCUCCUGGCUGUGUUGUUGUUGGUGCGCUAUCAGAGGGUGACUAAGAUUCUGUUCCCACCGAUUCCUCGUCCGCCGGCAAAGUACAAAUAUUUUUUGGAAAAAAAUGAUGCAUUUAAUUUCUUUCACCCUGCGCCACCAGCGAAGCCUGAAGAGGAGAUCACAGAAGUGGAAGAGGCAGAGCCGAACACUGGAAAGUCAUUUUAAAAGCAACACCAGAUGGACACAUUGAAAUGCUUUUGUUUAAAUCUAUGCACUGCCAGGCUUUCAUAUAUAUAUAUAUAUAUAUAUAUAUAUAUAUAUGCUAGAAUAGACAUGGUGAAUGCAGGAAAAGUGAGUGCUGAUGUGUAUUUAUGUGCAAACGGUGGUCAAAUGCUUUUAUAGUCUUGAAGUCGUGCUGUCAGAUCUAAACAUUUGUUGCACAUUGUGUGACGUUUAUUACAUUUUAAUGCAUUUACACCAAUAUGAAAGCAAAAUAUGCUGUAGAUUAUUUGUCAUUAUAAUGAGAAGGACUUGCCUUUAGCAUGCUCUGCUUGAUUGUCUCAUUCAAAUGUGUUUAUUUUGCUUAACUUAAGUAAUGUGACUAGAAUCUACCAGUUCACUGGUGAGAUUUGAUCUGGAGCUUCUAUAAAAUGAUUGUCAUGUUUAUUUGUGAAAUAAAGUUGGGUGAGAUAUUGUC
This is a messenger RNA of Acanthochromis polyacanthus (spiny chromis), 1570 nucleotides long. RefSeq names its product granulocyte-macrophage colony-stimulating factor receptor subunit alpha-like. Bases 94 to 1098 code for a protein of 334 amino acids. Gene Ontology annotation, biological process: cytokine-mediated signaling pathway. The record is from RefSeq and is a predicted model, not a curated record. The transcript is spliced from 10 exons. NCBI's taxonomy places the organism in Eukaryota, Metazoa, Chordata, Actinopteri, Pomacentridae. Gene Ontology annotation, molecular function: protein binding; cytokine receptor activity. Gene Ontology annotation, cellular component: external side of plasma membrane.